Penicillium hordei is the source of this 423-nucleotide messenger RNA. RefSeq lists its product as uncharacterized. Lineage: Eukaryota; Fungi; Ascomycota; Eurotiomycetes; Eurotiales; Aspergillaceae. Bases 1 to 423 code for a protein of 140 amino acids. The record is from RefSeq and is a predicted model, not a curated record. The transcript has a single exon.
AUGACCUCUAUCCUAAUAACAGCCGGCCCAUACCAAUUCCGCGCGAGAUUCGAAUCCUCAGCUCCCAAAACGGUGGCCCUUUUCCGCACCCUACUCCCAUACUGCCAAAAGCUCAUCCAUGUUCGUUGGAGCGGAGAGGGUAUGUGGAUCCCAUUAGGAGAGACCGAUUUCGGACUACCAUUUGAGAACCAUACGGCUCACCCUGCUGCGGGUCAGAUCCUGCUGUAUCCUGGUGGUAUCUCCGAAACAGAGAUUCUGUUCUGCUAUGGAGGCGUUGCCUUUGCGAGCAAGAUGGGACCACUGGUGGCAAAUCAUUUCUUGACUAUAGUUGAAGGAACCGAGAACUUAAAGGCACUGGGUGAGCUGGUGCUUUGGAAGGGAGCACAAGAUAUCUCGUUUGAGUUAGAUGAUGCCGAGAGGUAA